This is a messenger RNA of Chelmon rostratus (copperband butterflyfish), 2091 nucleotides long. It is a transcript of the gene chata, whose product is annotated as choline O-acetyltransferase a. Gene Ontology annotation, cellular component: cytoplasm; neuron projection. The transcript has 14 exons. Gene Ontology annotation, biological process: acetylcholine biosynthetic process; neuromuscular synaptic transmission. Gene Ontology annotation, molecular function: choline O-acetyltransferase activity. The annotation marks the transcript as partial. The record is from RefSeq and is a predicted model, not a curated record. Lineage: Eukaryota; Metazoa; Chordata; Actinopteri; Chaetodontiformes; Chaetodontidae.
CUGCCGCCCUGCACCGCCAACAUGCCAGUUCUGAACCAAGAGCCCUCCAAGGAUUUAGGGGGCAGUGAUGGUCUCCCAAAGCUGCCGCUCCCCACCCUGAAAGACACACUGGAUAUGUACCUGAGGUGUAUGAAGCACCUGCUCACGGAGGAGCAGCUCAACAAGACCCAGCAUAUAGUGAAGCAGUUUGGAGCCCCUGGAGGAGUGGGGGAGCUACUGCAGAGCAAACUCAUGGAGAGGAGGGAGAAGAAGGAAAACUGGGUGUACGACUACUGGCUGAAUGACAUGUACCUGAACAACAGACUGUCUCUGCCCGUCAACUCCAGUCCUGCGAUGGUCUUCCCACAGCAGAACUUCAGGGCUCCCAUCGACUCUUUACGGUUUGCUGCACACUUAAUUUCUGGAGUUUUGGAGUACAAGACUCUUCUUGAUGCACGCGCCCUGACUGUGGAUUAUGCCCGGGGCCAGCUGGCUGGAACCCCUCUCUGUAUGGAGCAGUACUAUCGCCUCUUCACUUCCUACCGCCUACCGGGGCCUGAGAGGGACACAUUAGUGGCCCAGGAGAGCAGUGUGAUGCCAGAACCUGAACACAUCAUUGUGGCUUGUAAAAACCAGUUCUUUGUGCUGGAUGUGGUGAUCAACUUCCGCCGGCUGAAUGAAAGAGACCUGCUGACUCAGCUGGAGAAGAUCGCCAGGAUGGCUGACAGCGAAGAAGAGCAGCUCCCACCUAUUGGUCUCCUCACUUCAGAUGGACGGACUGAGUGGGCCCAGUCUCGUAGUGUGCUAAUGAGAGAGUCUACUAACAGGGACUCUCUGGACAUGAUCGAGCGUUGUCUGUGUCUGGUCUGUCUCGAUGACGCCACUGGGCCUGAGCUAAGUGACACCACAAGAGCUAUGUUGAUGCUGCACGGCGGAGGAGUAGCCAAGAAUGGGGGCAACCGCUGGUAUGACAAGCCCAUGCAGUUUGUCGUAGGGGCUGACGGCUGCUGUGGAGUCGUGUGUGAACACUCACCGUUUGAAGGAAUCGUCCUCGUGCAGUGCACAGAGUAUCUGCUCAAAUACAUGAUUGGCAGCCCAUCGAAGCUGGUCAGGGCUGCAAGCGUGAGCGAGCUACCUGCACCACGCAGACUCCGCUGGAAAUGUACUCCAGAGAUCCACAAACUCCUCGCCUCUUCUGCUGACAAGCUCCAGAGGUUGGUGAAAAAUCUGGACAUGAGCGUCCACAAAUUCUCAGACUACGGGAAGGAGUUCAUCAAGAAGCAGAAAAUGAGUCCUGAUGCCUACAUCCAGGUUGCCCUUCAGUUAGCCUACUACCGAUGUCACGGCAGACCAGUGUCGACCUAUGAGAGCGCUUCCAUACGCCGCUUUCAGAAGGGCAGAGUGGACAACAUCCGCUCCGCCACAGCAGAAGCCUUGGCCUUCGUCAAAGCCAUGAGUGACGGGGAACCGAGCACGAGCGACUCAGACAAGAUGGAGAUGUUAAAAGAUGCCAUAACUGCGCAGACAAAGUACACUAUUCUGGCUAUUACAGGAAUGGCAAUAGACAAUCACUUACUAGGGCUACGUGAAAUUGCUCACGAGCUGAAGAUAGAGAAGCCAGAAAUAUUCCAAGACGACGCCUAUCUCAUCAGUAAUCAGUUCAUUCUCUCUACGAGUCAGGUUCCCACUACUGUUGAGAUGUUCUGCUGCUACGGACCUGUGCUUCCCAACGGAUAUGGAGCGUGCUACAACCCUCAGUCAGACCACAUCAUCUUCUCCGUGUCCAGUUUCCGUGAGAGCUCGCAGACGUGCUCAGCAGACUUUGUCAAGUGUCUGGUGCAGGGGCUCCUGGACAUGAGGGAUCUGUGCAAUAAAUGCAACUCCGGCUCCAAUCCGACCGCGCAAAGUCAGCGCCAGACGCUGGAGACGCACACGCAAACAGACACAAACUGGCAAAACAAAACACAGCAGAGACCAGCCGGUCCGACCAACAAUCAGCAAACACUGCCGCGGGUUCUGCUGAGGACGCCAGACCAGACCAAAGUGGAGGCUCAGACCCAGACUUCAUCACAGGGAGUAGCACAAGCUCUUAAGAAUGGAAGCAAACCAUAG